AGAUUUUCUAUGGAGAUGUGGAAAACUUCAUUUCUGAUUUGAAAAUUACAAAAUGUAGGUGAAGAGCACUCUGGGAUCCAAUGAGGCUCAUUCUGUUGUGUUUUCCCACUUAGUGACAAAAAUAAAGAAGGAAGGUGAUGGAUGGAAGAAAUAACACACCUGUGACCUAUUUCAUUCUGAUUGGGCUGUCAGAGUACCCCAGGGCUCAAGCCAUCUUCUUCUGCCUAUUACUGGUAUGCUAUCUUGUCAUCUUGCUGGGAAAUGUCCUUAUUCUCUUCUUGAUUCACUAUGAUUCCCGUCUCCACACACCCAUGUACUUCUUCCUCAGCAACCUCUCCUUCCUGGACAUCUGCUACACCUCAGCGAGUGUUCCUCAGAUGAUCAUUAACUGUUUAGUCACAAUUCCCAUCAUCUCCCUGGGUGAGUGCUUGGUCCAGAUGUGUGCUAGCCUUUACUUGGGGGUGGUGGAAUGCCUUCUGCUGGCCAUCAUGGCCUAUGACCGUUGCAUAGCCAUUGGUGACCCUUUGCGCUACUCGGUGAGGAUGGGUCCCCAGCUCUGUGCCCAGCUGGCAGGAGCAGCCUGGGUCUCAGCCUUUCUCCUCACUGUGAUACCAACCCUGACCACACCACUAGAGUUCUGUGGCCACCACAUCAUCAACCACUUCUCCUGUGAGCUCUUGGCUGUCAUCAAACUCGCCUGUAAUGAUCUGAGGUACAAUGAAUAUUUUAUGAUGGCAUCCAGUUUUCUCACCCUCCUGCUACCCUUUGCCUUCAUCCUUGCUUCCUAUGGGCGCAUCCUCAGGGCUGUGCUGAAGAUGCAUUCAACUAAAGGUCGAAAGAAGGCUUUCUCCACCUGUAGCUCCCAUCUCACUGUGGUAAUUAUCUUCUAUGGCACAGCCAUCUCCAUGUACAUGAUGCCCCAGGACAAGGCCAGCAGGGACCAGGACAAGAUUAUCUCCAUGGUGUAUCUUGUUGUCACACCCAUGCUUAACCCCCUUAUCUACAGCCUCCGGAACAAGGAUGUGAAGGGGGCCUUACAGAAACUACUGGGAGAGAAGAAUGUCCCAUAGAAAGAGAUCUUUGGAUCCCUUUUCUGUAGCCCAAAGGUGAAGGCUAUCACUGCUGUUAAAAUACAAUUAGUGAAAAUUAAAGUGGCUGGAUAUCAAGACAAUCAUUGGUUUUACACAGAGUCCUCCAAUUACCACGAUUGCUCUGUGGUACUUUUUUUCGUUUGUUUAUCUGUUCAUUUAUUUGUUUAGACCGAGUCUCCCCAUGUCACCAAAGAUAGAGAUGCAGUAGCCAUUCAUUGGCCCAAUCCCACUACUGUCUAGUAUGGGAGCUUUGAAGUGCUCUAUUUCCACCAUGGGCUGAUUCUCCCUUCCUUAAGCAGCCUGAUCAGCUCCUAUUCUUGAGGACUUACCAUAAUGGUGCUGGACUUAUUGUGGACAUCUAAGCAGCUCAGAACUGCCCAAAUUUCUGGGAUUGGAGGCAUACAUCACUAUAUCCCAUAUGUUGUACUUUCAAACCCACCCCUAUAUAAAUGGUGCAGAGACUUUGAGAGUUGUAAUCUCAGAAAUGUAUCACUGGCUGUGUCAGAAAGGUCUUACCCCAAAGAUCUACCCCACCCACCCAUGCCACUACAGAGGUACAGCACCCAGGUACCUGGGAGGAAGAAAAAUCCAAAUGUCACACACAAUUCCUCUGGCUUCCUUCCAAUGGAUAACUAUUAAAAAAAGACAGAAGCAACAUCCAAGUUGGAGACGCAUCCCAGAUAAUGAAACCAGUCAUGGGUUUAUAUUGUCUAAGGUGAUUUUAAAUGGAAUUUCUCUUUCUAACUCCUGCUGGGUAUACACAUGAUAGAAAUAGUCAUUAAAAAAAAAACCUCUUACAAGUGAAUUCUAUCAAACAUUCAAAUAACAGCUAAUCCCAAUACUACACAAACUAUUUGACAAAAUAAGUAAAGAAGCUUUACCAUAUUUCUUUUAUGACACAAAUAUGGUACUGAUUGCAAAG
Monodelphis domestica (gray short-tailed opossum) is the source of this 2013-nucleotide messenger RNA. Its product is annotated as olfactory receptor 13H1-like. Gene Ontology annotation, cellular component: membrane. The record is from RefSeq and is a predicted model, not a curated record. Gene Ontology annotation, biological process: G protein-coupled receptor signaling pathway. Gene Ontology annotation, molecular function: G protein-coupled receptor activity; olfactory receptor activity. NCBI's taxonomy places the organism in Eukaryota, Metazoa, Chordata, Mammalia, Didelphimorphia, Didelphidae.